ACAAACCCUAUCUAGCAACUCUCAAAACCCUAACCCUCGGUCUCCCCCAUAUAAAGAUUGUACUCCACCAUUUUGUCCCGUGUCUCCUUCUUUGGACGUAUAGCCUCUGUAUCACUCGCAUUAACCAAGCACUCAACCAUGGUGGCCGCCAAGAAGACCAAGAAGACCCAUGAGAACAUCAACAACCGGCUUGCUCUCGUUAUGAAGAGUGGAAAGUACACCUUGGGCUACAAGACAGUUCUCAAAUCCCUCAGAAACUCCAAAGGGAAACUGAUUAUCAUUGCCAACAACUGCCCUCCUCUCCGAAAGUCUGAGAUUGAAUAUUAUGCUAUGUUGGCUAAGGUUGGAGUUCAUCACUACAAUGGGAACAACGUAGACUUGGGAACAGCAUGUGGGAAAUAUUACAGAGUAUGUUGCCUGAGCAUUAUCGAUCCGGGUGAUUCGGAUAUCAUCAAAAGCAUGCCUGGUGAACAUUGAGUAGGCUAUGAUCUAUAACAGAUCGUAGAUUUUGGUCGAUCUUUUGUUCUUUUCCCUUUUUUUGGAAUUGUGAUGUGGGAAUUUUAUUCGUGAGGUUAGCUUUCAGUGUUAUCAAUGACGAUGUUAUUAGAAUGUUUUAUGAUAUACUUACGGGUGACCUAUAUAUUUGUUACGUGCGUCGAUCAAUUCCAUGAACAACUUUGACUUAA
Ziziphus jujuba (common jujube) is the source of this 686-nucleotide messenger RNA. RefSeq names its product large ribosomal subunit protein eL30. Gene Ontology annotation, molecular function: structural constituent of ribosome; RNA binding. Lineage: Eukaryota; Viridiplantae; Streptophyta; Magnoliopsida; Rosales; Rhamnaceae. The record is from RefSeq and is a predicted model, not a curated record. The coding region runs from base 139 to 477 and encodes 112 amino acids. Gene Ontology annotation, cellular component: cytosolic large ribosomal subunit. The transcript is spliced from 5 exons.